ACUACAGUCAGAGAUCAACAACAACAAUAAUUAAUCAAGAGCUGAGCCUGAGCGAGGGAAGGUUGAAUUCGGAGUGAUUCCAACGGGGGGCUCCCUCUUCCCUCGGCCGACUCCGAUUUGAUGCCGAUUCAGGUGACUUACCGAUUGAUGCAAUCUUUUCCGGCUCAUGGUUAUGCCAUGCCAUGCCCUGUUCUAAGGUAGACCUUCGUUGUAGGAGGCGACCGUACUGCUGACGUCGAAAUUUUAAGUAUGGACAUUUCUGGUUUUGGGCCGCGCUAUUAGCCCAAUAAGUUGGGCCCAAUUCAAAGUAAAAUGGUUAUGAAUUAUCUAGGCCCAUAAUAGACACGGCCCACUUUUAUGUUCAGAAAAAGAAUUGGUUAGUGAAAGAGAUGGAUAGUGUGUUCAGAUAAAGUAAGAAUGUAUUUGUUUGUCUUAACGAAUAGAAUAGCAAAGAAAAAAGUUGAAUUUGACCAUUUCCAGGAGAAAAUACACACCUGUAUAUAUGCAAUGUUGCCAGAGAAGUAAGCAGCAGCAGAAGCAAACAGCAAAGACCUUUUCCUGCAAAACAAAAAUGACAUCAAAAAGGAAUUCAAACUGCAGCUUUCAGGUUGCAUCACUGGGAUUUGAUCAAUUCCAAACUCCCAUAAUUCAUAUAUAUAUAUAUAUAUAUUCCCUGUUAACAGCUCAAGCCGGCUGAUGAUGGUCAUUCAAUCAAUAUUCCUGCAUGUAUAAAUAGAAGAGCUUGGUCUUAAGAUAGCAUCCCAUCACAAAUAUGGCCAAACCCAAAGGCUCUAAACUGAAGCUAAGUUAUCUGCCUUCUUUCCAAAUAUGCCGUCCCAAAAAGCCUUCUUCAAUGGCGAAAAGCCCCGUGCCUGCUGUUAAACUCAUGUACUCUCCUGUUAACUGCAAGUCAUUCGACAUUUCUUACCUCAGUUUUCCGGAUGCCCCACCAUCCACACCGUCGAUGAUCUCCCCAUUUGAAUACACAUCCCAUCCAUAUUCUGAGCGAAGAAAUAGAGAAAAACUUUCCAACUUAAGCAACUCUGAUGAGACUUCCUCCCCAGUCACACCAUCAAGAAAUGGGAAAAAAAGUUAUGUAAGUGCAGCAGAGAAAUCAAAAGCUAUGGCCAAUUCAUAUGAGAAUGAUGACAACGUACUCUCUUCCCCACCUAGUUUCAACUCAUCCUAUGAUCACUUAAAAUAUUCAUUCAAGACAGGGAAGAAAUCGAUGCAGCAAACAAAUAUCAGACCACAAAGAUUAAAGAAUUUCCAGUCAAAAGAAAGGUAUAGUAGAGACGAGCAUCGUGAAAUUAAAUCAGCAAUUCCAAGUAAGUUCAUGCCAUGUAUAAGGAAUGCAAAAGUGAAUGAGAGCUUUGUUGUGGUGAAGAAGUCUGUUGAUCCUUACGAGGAUUUCAAGAAUUCCAUGUUGGAGAUGGUCCUGGAGAAAGAGAUGUUUGAUCCCAAAGAGCUGGAACACCUCCUGAUGAGCUUCCUAUCACUCAAUUCAAGAAUUCAUCACGAAGUCAUAAUAAAGGCUUUCACAGAGAUCAUGCAGCGUGUGUUCUGUGGAUAAGCAAACAGAUCUACAAACUCAUUUGUUUUAUUGUUUGAUUCUUGGAUCAUGAGUAACUGAUUACUUAAUUCAAGAAUGAUUUCUUUUAUUGUUUGAUUCUUGG
Molecule: messenger RNA, 1676 nt
Organism: Andrographis paniculata
Lineage: Eukaryota; Viridiplantae; Streptophyta; Magnoliopsida; Lamiales; Acanthaceae
Product: transcription repressor OFP8-like
Exons: 1
Coding region: 773-1573 (266 amino acids)
Biological process (GO): negative regulation of DNA-templated transcription
Source: RefSeq, a predicted model, not a curated record